This is a messenger RNA of Plectropomus leopardus (leopard coralgrouper), 2545 nucleotides long. The record is from RefSeq and is a predicted model, not a curated record. Lineage: Eukaryota; Metazoa; Chordata; Actinopteri; Perciformes; Serranidae.
ACAGGAAAUGAGAAGGAGUCCGCUUUCACACUAAAGGAGAGUUGGUGAAGAAAAGAGUUGCUCGUUUCCAUGCUCUGUAAAGAUGGGGACACUAGUCGAACCAGCGCUGCUUCUGCUUCUGUGGCAGAGUGUUUGCGCUUUCGACAUCCCUCUGGAAAUCCGGCAGCCCCCGACCAUCAUAAAGCAGUCGGUGAAGGACCAUAUUGUUGACCCCAAAGACACCAUGGUUAUAGAGUGUGAAGCUAAAGGAAACCCUCAUCCCAUUUUCUCAUGGAGGCGUAACGGGAAGUAUUUCAAUGUGGCGCGUGAUGCUCAAACAUCGAUGCGAAGGCGAUCAGGGACGCUGGACAUCUACGCCUGGAACAAUCCAGAACAGUAUGAGGCAGAGUACCAGUGCAUUGCCUCCAAUCAGUACGGAUCUGCAUACUCCAACAAAAUCAGGCUACGGCUGUACAGACCUCCUGUGUGGCCGAAGGAGAUCCUGGAGCCCGUGGUGGUCAGCGCCGGCCUGCCUCUGGUCUUGUCCUGUGACCCACCACCAGGCCCGCCCAAACCCGAAACCUACUGGAUGUCCAGCUGCUCUUAUGCAAGACCUUUCAACUGGCCCAUCCAGACAGCUUUCCCCACCAUGCAGCCUGUGCGGCAGGACCGCAGGGUAUCCAUGGGAGUAAACGGAGAUCUGUACUUCUCUAACGUCCUGGUCAAUGACUCUGCUGCUGAUUACUGCUGUAACGCCCGCUUCCCCUACAAGAACGUCAUCCAGCAGAAGAUGCCCGUAGUUGUUAAAGUGCUUACAACUCGUACAGUGACCGAGGCUGCCCCCACCUGGCUGUCUCCCACAGGCUCGUCCAGCUCCGUACUGGUCCUGCUGGGUGAAGAACUGCUCCUGGAGUGCAUCGCUGCAGGAGUGCCAACUCCUCGCAUUACCUGGACCAAGGACGGUGACGACCUGGUGGUGACGCCACGCAUGAAAGUAAAGAACUUCAACAAGAUGAUUCAAAUCCCAAAGGCGUCAUUUGAAGAUGUGGGUGAAUACACCUGCACUGCUGCCAAUAAGAUCGGAUACAUUGAGCACACGAUAACCGUCAGGGUCAAAGCGGCACCGUUCUGGCUGGAGAAACCCGCUGAUUUGGUCUUGGCCCCGGAGGAAAAUGGACGCCUGGUGUGUCGUGCUGACGGAGCUCCUCGUCCCACAGUCAGCUGGUUCAUCAAUGGGGAACCAGUUGAAACUGCAACACCACAGCCCAACAGACAGGUGUCAGGAGACACGCUGACUUUACGCAGUGUGACCGCUGAAAACACUGCCGUCUACCAGUGCAAUGCUUCCAAUCAAUUCGGAUACUUGAUGGCCAACGCUUUUGUCAACGUGCUACAUGCGACGCCACGUAUCCUCGGGCCUAGGAAUGAACUCAUCAAAGUGGUAGAGGGCAGCCGUACGUUGGUAGACUGCCGCUACUUUGGUUCUCCAGUGCCUGAAUUGCGAUGGUCCAAAUAUGGACAGGGAAAUCUAGAAGGAAAUCGUUUUAAGACCUACGGUAAUGGGACUCUGGAGAUCAAACACAUACGGAUAGAGGACCAGGGAACUUACCUGUGUAUCGUCAGCAACAUCGCAGGAAGAGAUGAGAACCAAGUCCGAAUAGAGGUCAAAGAGCCUACUGUAAUUGUCACGAGACCCCAGGAUAUGAAAGUCAUCCGUGGAACCGACGUGCGCUUUGAGUGUGGUGUGAAAACAGAUGUCACAACUCCUGUCACAACCACCUGGAUGAAAGACAAAAAACAAGUCACUCUUGGCUGGAGACUCACUCUGGAUGAAUCAAACCUGGUCAUCACUAACGUAAACACUGGCGAUGAGGGCAACUACACUUGUGUCAUUAAGAGUGAACUGGACCAGAAGUCUGCCUCAGCACGCCUAAUGGUGAUGGAUCGUCCAGAUCCUCCCACUAACUUGGAGUUGUCAGAUCCAUAUGAACGCACUGUUAGACUCAGUUGGGUCCCUGGAAAGAGCAAUCAUAAUCCUAUAACAGAGUACUUAGUGCAGUAUGAUGAUGAUGACUGGUUGCCCGGGAAGUGGAGAAACCUCUCGACGUACCCAGGGAACCUCAACUCUGUCAUUCUGCAUCUUAUACCUUUCACCUACUAUGAGUUCCGGGUCAUCGCUAUCAAUGAAAUCGGAAUGAGUCGCCCAAGUCGUCCAUCCAUGCGGUUUCAGAGCAGCGGUGCACCUCCAGACAUCAUCCCUAAAAACUUAAAGGGUGUGGGCACUUGGAGAAACAACAUGGAGAUCAGCUGGGAGCCUCUGACCUACAGAGAGUGGAACGGGCCUCAUCUGAAGUAUCUGGUCUGGUGGAGAAGGAAAGAUUCCAGGGAAGAGUGGAAGAACGCAACCACUAAAUGGCUGAAAUACUACAUCUACGAUGCAGAUACCUUCACUCCUUAUGAGUUAAAAGUCCAGGCUGUAAACGACUUUGGGCUGGGUCCUGAGUCUCCUGUUGUCAUUGGUUACUCCGGGGAAGACCGUAAGUGCCUAAAUUUUGCUGCAUUAUGA